CAUGCACCGGUUGUAUUUUUUAUUCUCAUUUCUCGUUUGCGGGAUUUCCGCCGAACAAGUAAAAGUUUUUAGACCGUUCGGAUUCGUUAAUAAAUUAUUUUUCGGUGAUCAGCAGACGGUCGUUAGUAAACUACCUUUGCCGCUGGAAUUUGUGCUACAAAGAAUUCAAAGCGCCUAUUCAACAUAUGUGCACGAAGAUCUAAGUAGACCACCCACAUGGGACAGACCGGUGUACACAUACACGGCAAAUACCAACAAUCAAAAUCAUGAUGGUAUCAAUAAUUUGCAUACAGCUCAUUCAGUUCAAACCACAGAAAAUCUGUUUGACAUUAUUAAUAAGGAUACUAACAAAACUAGUUCUGAAGAGUUAGAAGCAGCAACAGAAUCUGAAGAAACUACUUCUUUUUAUGAAAUUGAAGAUUUUACAGAGGACUAUUAUCAACAGAAUGAAGUUUCUAAAGACAAACUGUUUGAAAUAAUCAACAAAGACACAAACAAAACCAAAGAGGAAGAGUUGUUUGAAGCAAUUAAUAAUGUAGGGAGUACCUCUAACGAAAAUAUUAUCCAUAUUACACCAAAGACUUCAACUUAUUCUUCUGUUAGUACUGAAAGUUUGGAAGUUCCAAAUGACAAUGAUGUUGAGAUUAAUGUUACCUUAAGUCAGCCAGAAAUAGCUUAGGAAUAUAUCUUAUUUUGCUAUGGUCCACAGAAUCAGCAAUCACGAGGACCGUUGGAUUUCAUAGGUAACUUAAUACAAUCCACCGGCUUGAUUCCAAUAGAAAUAAACGUACCAGAUACAUUUUCUUCAGUAGGCAAUACAGUUGGAGGUUGGGCCACUAACGUUGGAAACUUUGCCCAGGGUGUUGGAACUACCUUUCAAGGCUUUACCCAAAACAUCGGAAGUGGGGUUCAAAACUUUGCACAAGGUUUGGUUCAGCGGGUUCCCAUACUCGGAACAAUUAUCAGACCAACGGCGACGGGGGGUUCCAGUCAGCGGUAUUAUAUUUUGGUGCCAGCUCAGAACUAUUUUGAGCCGAAUUCAGCAGGCCAAAAUAUCAAAACUUUGAAUAUCAGUCCUGAUCUUUUAGAAGUAUUUCCGUAGUGAAACAUAGAUGUCAGAUUUUUUUUUGAUGAACGACCUAAAAAUGAGUGUCAGACUAGUCAAUGAAAAAACAGAAAAUAGUAAAUUUUAUGAUAUAAUAUUUAUCAGUAUUAUAUAUAUUUUGUAAACAUUUUUAUUUUGUACAAUAGCUUAUUGGUACAAUAAGCUAUUUAUGGUUCGUACAGUGUAAAUAACGUUGCACGUUAUCCGCGUGAUAGCAAGUGACGUCACAUGAUAACAAUACAAAAUAUUUAAGUCAUAGGUCGGUUCCUUCUUAGAAUGGUUUAGCCAAGUAUACUGGCUAUCGAACGAAGAUGACAUUUUAGCAGAAAUUAGGAACACUUAUUUUACAGUUGCGGUGUCGACAUUUCAGAUUUGUUUUUAUUAUUUACUAUAAGUAGGUAGUUUUAUUAUAUUUUAUCGUUUUUAUUAUUUAUUUUAACGUAGAAUUAUUACUCAGUUCUUGUUUUCUAUAAUUUUGUUUAUUUUUUUACAUUGAAUAUUAAUUUGUUUUGUUGUAUAAUCCACUUCUGCAAUAAUUGUGUGAUAUAGUUGGUUUAAAAUGAAUUCAGAUUUUUUUAAUUUGGCAACAAUGUCAACUUAAAUCCAUGAUGCAGAUAAUGAUGUAAAACGGUAUUUAUACUGUACCAACCUUAUUUAUUAACUGUUAACUACAUGGAAAAUUGGUAAUUACUAGGCACAAUAAUGUGUCUUUAUGUCUGUAAUUUACUUUUUUUGGAUAACCUAUCUAGAAGAUUAAAAUUUUUUAAAUAUUUUAAAUAUAUUAUAAUUGCUUAUGAUAAACAAAAUAGGACGUUAAAGUUGCAAUUUACUUUUUGGCGUUUUAAAUUUAUGUCUAUUUUCAACAAUAACCAAUAACGUUAAAAUGUGAAAUAAUUAUAAUAAUUGUAUUGUAAUAAGUGUUUUAAAAUUACUUCAUUCUACUUCAAAACAAAAGUGUCAAAUGCUGCUUGUAUCGUCUUUGACGUACUCUGAGUAUACGCUAAUUUAGUUUGUUACUAUUCUUAAAAUUUAAAUCUUUAGAACGAUUUCUUUUAAAUAAUCUCACAUAAAAGAAUCUAAGGGUGACAGCACAUGCGAUUAUGGAGGUCAUCGGAUGGUUUCUUUAGUUCCAGUCUCUUUAUUUUAUUGACUAGUUGUGGUGUUUGGUUUAGCUGUCUAAAGGCACGUAUCCAUUACACUUGCCCUCCGCGCUCCCUGCAGCUGCUCCAAUAGAUACGGCAUGCGCUCUUCUACCUAUAAACCGCCACCGAUUGGAGCGCUGAAGCAAAUCGCGCACCAUUGCACGGUCCGGGAGCGCCAACGUAUCCACUAUGUGGAACAGUUGCAGGAGUGCGGAGCGCAAGUGUCGUGGAUAUGUGCCUUAAGAACCUUCUCAUUUCUAACUCUGUCAAUUCAGCUUAGUUUAUAUUAUUUAUUUAUUAUUUUAUAUUUUUAUGAAUACAAGUAUUUUUUAGUUCCUUCUGUUUGGUUAAAUUACAUAUUAUUACUUAUAAGAAUGUUCCAAAAACAAAUAGUUUUUUAUGAGGGUUAUUUUGAAAUAUACUUUUUUAUAUAGGUAAAUAAUGACCGGUUGCACCAACAUAUCUUAAGAUUAAGUCGAGAAUAUCAUAAGAAUUAAUAUAAUAUAUUACAAUAAAAAUACCAUAAUAAUAUAAUAUAAUAAUAGAUAUAAUUGAUAAUAAGGUAAGAAUCUAAAAUUAUGGUGCAACGUAAGUGACAUUCAAGGAGGCCCUAUCUAUAAGUAGAGCUUAGCUAAGCUGGAGCUCAAGAUUUGUUGGUGCAACCAGGCAUGAGCCUUCUAUAAAGCGAGUCAGAAAUAUUUUGUUUAAGCAUGUUGAGGUAUUUUUAAUCAAUUAAGCAGUUGCUGCUACUUAGGUAUAUUAGAGAUACUAAAUGGUGUCUAUUUUCUGUUACCUAAAGUAGACCGCUAUAUGUAACGUGUUUGCUUUAGAGGGUGAGAUAUUUACAAUUGGUUAAGAAUGCUGCCUUUCUCUUUCUGAGUCUUAUUUCUAAUUCCCCACUAUCUGAUAAAGCCCAAUAUGAAAUAUUUUACAUACCCUUUGGUGUAUGUUAUGACUGUGAUGGGUGCGUUAAGAAUCGGUAAAAUAACGCAAAAGACGAAAAACAUAAUACGUUGUGAAAUAUAAAAAGAGAUGAAACUAGUAGAAGUGGGAAACUAUUAAUAGAAAACUAUAAAUUUACGUUAUAUUGAUAAUUUCCUACCUUUAGACGUAUCGGAGGAGUUUGGCAACUACCACUGUGACAGAAGAAUUUUAUAAAACUCUCCUGUGAGAGCUUAACUUCGAUACGUUCUAAGGUGGAAAAUUAUCAAUAUAAUGUAAAUUUACAGGUUUCUAUUGAUAAUUUCCCACCUCUACUAGGUUUUUCUCUUUUUAUGACACAACGUAUUAUGUUUUCCGGCAUUUCCGUAAUUUUUCCUGUUAUUAGCGCACUUAUUACUGUAUAUUUAUUUUCGUUUAUAAUUUUUUAUAUUAUUUAUGGUUGGUCAUAAAGUCAAACUUAUUUUGUAUUAUUUAUUUAUUUAUUAUGUUGUAUUUUAUUUGAUUAAACAUCAUUUUUUCAAUAUUUUUUAUUUGAAUAAAUUAUUUAAAAUAA
Diabrotica virgifera virgifera (western corn rootworm) is the source of this 3742-nucleotide messenger RNA. RefSeq lists its product as uncharacterized. The transcript is spliced from 2 exons. NCBI's taxonomy places the organism in Eukaryota, Metazoa, Arthropoda, Insecta, Coleoptera, Chrysomelidae. The coding region runs from base 2 to 679 and encodes 225 amino acids. The record is from RefSeq and is a predicted model, not a curated record.